Molecule: messenger RNA, 951 nt
Organism: Penicillium argentinense
Lineage: Eukaryota; Fungi; Ascomycota; Eurotiomycetes; Eurotiales; Aspergillaceae
Product: N-terminal C2 domain-containing protein
Exons: 4
Coding region: 1-951 (316 amino acids)
Source: RefSeq, a predicted model, not a curated record
AUGCAGGCAUUCGGGAAUGGUGUUGCCUGGGUACGAUGGCGUCUACCGUCAGCAGUCGCCGCAGAGCAUCAGGGACAUACGGAAAAGGCAACCCUCAGUGACCACCGCGCAUACUGGAACUACGAAAAAUCCCUGACGGACUGCGAUAUCAACUUUGAAAUCAUCCAAGAGUUCCACAACUCAUCUGAAAAGAACGUGCUUGGAAAAAUCAAGCUUAACCUUGCCGAAUAUGUGGACAAAGUCGAAGAAGAUGAAGGUGUCGUCAGGCGGUAUCUUAUGUUCGACAGUAAAGUCAACAGUACUGUCAAGAUCGGGAUCGCAAUGCGCCAGAUUGAGGGAGAUCGUGUUUUUACCACGCCACAUCUAAAAUCUGCCACGGUAUUCGGAGGAAUCGCAGGUGUUGUGCACUCCUCUGAGCCGGUGGACUCGGACGAGCUGGGCCAAAUGCCUUCGAUCAACACCAAAAGCAGAGAAACUGCUGACAUGCAAGACCUGUAUCGACGAACACUAGCAGCCUCAUGGACCUCUCGAUCAUGCGAUCUUCCUGCCGAUAAGAUGAUUGAGGAACUAUUCUCUGGUGGAGGAUCCUGGAAUAUCGAAGCCCACAACUUUGCAGAUGGAGACUAUAUCGGACAUGAUAGUCGAGAUGCCUUUUUGGACCCAGAGGCGGGUGCCAGAAAAUCUCGCUCGGGCAAAAGGCUAUCACCUAGCUUGUCUCCGGGAUUCGAGAGGCGUCCGAAGAGCUCUUCGAGUAAUCAUUCCAGAGGUAGCGCAAAGACGCCAGAGCCCUUUUCUACUCUCGGACAUCCUCAAAAGAGCGGCAGCAUCGAACAACAGCUAUAUGACGGGGCAAAGGGUCGCGGUUGGAAGAGUCGGCAUGCUGAGCAUGAACUUUCCGAAUUCGACGUCAGAGAAGAUCUGCGAAGUUGGGAAGUAGGAUCCAAUAAUUGA